GAGAAGCCUUUCAGGUGCUUGGAAUGUGGGAAGAGCUUCAGGCAGAGCAACCACCUCUUCAGCCACCAGCGCAUCCACACUGGGGAACGGCCCUACACGUGUGGGGAAUGUGGGAAGAGCUUCAGGCAGAGCUCCACCCUGAUCCAACACCAGCGCAUCCACACUGGGGAGAGGCCCUACACGUGUGGGGAAUGUGGGAAGAGCUUCGGGGACAACUCCAACCUGAUCAAACACAAGCGUACCCACACUGGGGAAAGACCCUUCAAGCCCUUCCGCUGCACCGACUGCGGGAAGGGCUUCAGCUACAACUCCCACCUCGUCACCCACCGGCGCAUCCACACAGGGGAGAGGCUCUACAAGUGUGGGGAGUGUGGGAAGAGCUUCACCCGGAGCUCCCACUUGACCAAACACCAACGGACCCACCAGUAA
Molecule: messenger RNA, 429 nt
Organism: Empidonax traillii (willow flycatcher)
Lineage: Eukaryota; Metazoa; Chordata; Aves; Passeriformes; Tyrannidae
Gene: ZNF22
Product: zinc finger protein 22
Exons: 2
Biological process (GO): regulation of transcription by RNA polymerase II
Molecular function (GO): DNA-binding transcription factor activity, RNA polymerase II-specific; RNA polymerase II cis-regulatory region sequence-specific DNA binding
Source: RefSeq, a predicted model, not a curated record